Molecule: messenger RNA, 905 nt
Organism: Rhodofomes roseus
Lineage: Eukaryota; Fungi; Basidiomycota; Agaricomycetes; Polyporales; Fomitopsidaceae
Exons: 2
Coding region: 227-769 (180 amino acids)
Source: RefSeq, a predicted model, not a curated record
UGUUGUUGAUGUCUGACCUUGUCUGAGAUCUAUUGGCGGUACAUGUAUUAUUAUAUGACAGCGACUUCGUACUCGUUGUAUUCUCCAGCCCCACUCUCUAAAGACGGCGAGCGCACUGGUUGCCUCACCGGAUUCUCGACGCAUUCACGACUAUCACGGCUGUCUACGACUCAAUCUCACUCGCUCAUUCACCAAACCCACCCCUCUCACCGUUGAAACCGCUCACAUGCAUUUCUCUGCUGCACUGCCGUUCGCAUUUCUGGCUGUCAGCCGUCGCCCGCCCUCUCCCUGCCUCUGCGUAUGUCUUCUUACUAUCGUUGUCGCGACAAAGCAAAGACUGAUGACUCCUCCUUGCCCGGGUGCAUAUGAUCCCAGUGAGGAUGAUGCUGAGCUGUGGACACGCGACGCUGCGGCGGAUGCGUGGGCGCGUGAUGCCAUAGUCAGUCUGCUGGCGCGCGGCGAUUUUACUGUUGAGGACGUUCCAAUGAUCGUUCGCGCAUACGCCAACGGACCACUGGCUGUACGCUCACCCUCCAAGAAGCUCAUGUAUACGCCAGGGUGGCCGGAUGAACAGGACAAGAAGAAACAAGAGGAGGAGAAGAAGAAGAAGGAACAAAAGGAGCAACAACAGAAGGAACAGAAGGAGGCGGCGACGAAGGCAGCGAAGGCAGCGAAGGAGGCGGCAGUGAAGGCAGUGAAGGCAGUGAAGGCAGCGAAGGCUGCACAGCAGCCGGAGGAUGAACAGCGACUGCUCGAUGACUACAGUUAGGUUGUUCCAGGAUAUGUAUAUGUAUGGCUCAAGUUCGCGUGUCCUAGCCUACUUAUCAUCAAGGUCACUUGCCAGAGCACACCAGUGGCUAACAUAGAGCUAGCUUUGGGAGAAGUAUCCAUGGGUAGCUGACAGG